Messenger RNA from Macadamia integrifolia, 3601 nucleotides. Its product is annotated as E3 SUMO-protein ligase SIZ1-like. The record is from RefSeq and is a predicted model, not a curated record. The transcript is spliced from 19 exons. Lineage: Eukaryota; Viridiplantae; Streptophyta; Magnoliopsida; Proteales; Proteaceae. Bases 390 to 3068 code for a protein of 892 amino acids. Gene Ontology annotation, molecular function: zinc ion binding; SUMO ligase activity. Gene Ontology annotation, biological process: protein sumoylation.
GAGGAAUUUAAUUAAAAAAAAAAAAAAAGAAAAAAAAAAAGAGAAGAGACAAGAAGCCCGGAGACUCAAGCAAUGGAGGACACUCGGCGUGAAGGGGCAGGCUAUGGAAAGAUGAAACCCUCGUAAUUGAUCAUCGUCUUCAUAGGUCAUCCCUUUCGUAGAUAGAGACUCCGUGUAGAUAUCAUCAAUUGCAUGAUGCAGCUUCCCGUUCAUAGCAGUACUAAUUGAUUUCAUUCAUCUCUCAGGCCUGCGGGCGAGGGGGUGUUUAUCGAUAUCAAUCUUUGUAUUCGGAUGAUAUCACUUGAUUUGGAUUACUGCCUACUGCGAGUUUCUGUUGCACUGGCUUUCUCUAGUUGUUAGACAUUUUGGUGCUCGGGGUACUUGAGGAGAUGGACUUAGUAUCUAGUUGCAAGGAUAAAUUGGCAUACUUUCGAAUAAAGGAGCUUAAGGAUGUACUCACUCAGCUGGGACUUCCGAAGCAAGGAAAAAAGCAGGAUCUUGUGGAUAAAAUUUUAUCUGUGAUUUCUGAUGAUCAAGUUUCCAAGGCGUAUUGGGCAAAAAGAAAUCCUGUUGGAAAGGAUGAAGUGGCUAAAAUUAUCGAUGAUGUUUACAGAUUGAUACCGUCUGCACUUCCUGCCAGAAAAAUGCAAAUCCCUGGUGCUACUGAUUUAGCUUCAAAGGGACAUAGUGGCUCAGAUGUGAAUAACGUGAAACUUAAAGUGGAAAUUGAUGAUUCUUUUCAAUUGGAACAGAAGAUCCGCUGUCCAUGUGGAAGCUCACUGGCCACUGAGUCAAUGAUUCAGUGUGAGGAUUCACGAUGUCAUGUCUGGCAACAUAUUAGUUGUGUUAUUAUUCCAGAGAAACCUAUGGAGGGUGUUCCACCAGUUCCACCUCAAUUCUAUUGUGAAAUUUGCCGAAUCAGUCGAGCGGACCCUUUCUGGUUGACACUUGCCCAUCCUCUACUUCCGGUCAAGUUGACAACUUCUAAUAUUCCCGCUGAUGGGACAAAUCCAGUGCAAAAUGUGGAAAGAACAUUUCAAUUGGCAAGAGCUGACAGAGAUUUGUUACUAAAACCUGAGUAUGAUGUUCAGGCUUGGUGUAUUCUUCUCAAUGAUAAGGUUUCAUUCAGAAUGCAAUGGCCACAAUAUGCUGAUCUUCAGAUCAAUGGUGUGCCAGUUCGUACAACCAAUAGACCUGUAACACAGUCGUUGGGAGCUAAUGGUCGUGAUGAUGGUCCAGCAAUCACAACAUGUACGAGGGAGGGAAUUAAUAAAGUCUCUUUGUCGGGGUGUGAUGCUCGUAUUUUCUGCUUAGGGGUGAGGAUUGUUCGGCGACGUACAAUGCAGCAGGUUAUGAACUUGAUUCCAAAGGAGCAGGUUGGUGAGCAAUUUGAAGAUUCUGUUGCUCGCGUUCGCCGUUGUAUUGGUGGCGGGACUGCCACAGAUAAUGCAGAUAGUGACAGUGACUUAGAAGUUGUAGCGGAUUCAAUCACAGUCAAUCUCCGCUGCCCGAUGAGUGGGUCUAGAAUGAAGGUUGCUGGCAGGUUCAAGCCUUGUGCACAUAUGGGAUGUUUUGAUCUUAACACUUUCGUUGAACUUAAUCAACGUUCCAGGAAGUGGCAAUGUCCCAUUUGCCUCAAGAACUACUCAUUGGAGAAUCUCAUCAUAGACCCAUAUUUCAAUCGCAUUGCAACUAUGAUGCAAGAUUGUGGAGAAGAUGUUAAUGAAAUUGAUGUAAGGCCUGAUGGGUCGUGGCGUGUAAAAAAUGAAAAUGAGCGUAGGGAUCUUGCUCAAUGGCACUUACCUGAUGGCUCUCUAUAUGUUACUGAGGGAGACAUGAAACCCUUGGAAAUUUCAAAGCAGAUCAAACAGGAGGGUGUUUCAGAAGGACAUACUGGUCUGAAACUGGGUAUAAGAAAGAACAGCAAUGGACAUUGGGAAGUUAGCAAACCUGAAGAAAUCCGUGCCCUGUCCUCUGGAAAUCAACUGCCAGAUAAGUUGGAAAACCAUGGCCCAAAAAUCAUGCCGAUGAGCAGCAGUGCUACUGGAAGCUGUCGCGAUGGUGAUGAUCCAAGUGUUAAUCAGGAGGGUGGUGGACAUUUUGAUUUCUCUACCACAAAUGACAAUGAGUUAGAUUCUCUCUCUUUGAAUUUUGAGUCUACAUUUGGAGUGCCCAACAGAAUUCCUUCUGCAGUGAAUGCAGAUGUCAUUGUUCUCAGUGAUUCAGAGGAAGAGAAUGAAAAUCUGAUUUCUAACGACACCACUUAUGACCCUGUUCAAGUAGAUCCCAGUGAAAUUUGUUUUACUGUCCCCCCUCCUGGAGUUCCUGACUCAUACCAUGAUCCAGCUAUUGCCGCAGGUGGUAGUUCUUGCCUUGGUCUCUUCAAUGGCAACGUCGAUGAUUUUGGGAUGCCUCUGUGGCCACUGCCAUCUGGUACUCAGGCAGGUUCUAGUUUCCAGCUGUUUGGUACUGAUACAGAUGUCUCAGAGACCUUAGUUGAUGUGCAACGUACUUCUGUUACCUGUCCCACGCCAAUGAAUGGCUAUGUGUUGCCUCCAGAGACAGCGGUCGGAACUGCUGCACAUGUCUCAGCUGCUCUAGUCGGUCGGCCUGAUCCUGUUAUAAAUGAUGGCUUGGUUGAUAACCCAUUGGCGUUUGGGGGUGAUGACCCUUCUCUGCAAAUUUUCCUGCCCACUUGUCCAGCGGGUAUCUCAGCGCAGUCUAACCUGAGAGAUCAAUCUGAUAUGUCAAAUGGUAUUCGUGGCACAGAAGACUGGAUUUCUCUCAGGCUUGGAGGCAGCAGCGGAGGUGGGACUGCGGGUGGGGGUGGGACCCAUGGUAACUCUGAAUCCACAAAUGGUUUGAAUUCGAGAGACAAAUUUUCAUCAAAGGAGCGUAGGUUGGAAUCUUUAGCGGAUACUGCUUCUUUGCUUCUGAGUAUGAAUGACAACAGGUCCGACAAGAGAACUAUAGAUAGGCAAAAGUCAGAUAGCCCUUUCUCUUUCCCUCGCCAGCCACGGUCUGUAAGGCCAAGGUUGGAUCUCUGUAUAGACUUGGACUCGGAGUAAAUUCCAUUGGCAGUGAGAUGGUUCUCUUUUGGAGAUAUACUGGAGAGAGUACCUUUUGAUGUGCUAGUUGAAACGUCAUUGAUGAUCAUUGUAUUUAAAAACUAAGAAUGUCAGACAUUUCCUUUGAAGAUAGGGAGCUCUUAUUGGCAUGAAAUCUCAAUAACCACAUGGUCAAUGUUGCUGGUUACUGCUGCUUCAAAAUUUGUCGGUACUCACAUAUACAUUUCUCCCCUGGGCCAAUGCAAAUUUUUUUUUUCUGGUUUCCCUUUCCCCCCAAAAUAAAGUUUUGUAGGUUUGGCGAUGUCGCAUCUGCAGUAAAUUGUACAAAUAGAGAAGAACCAUAUGAAGAGUUUAAAAAUAGUAAACAUCCUGAAAGGUGCGAGCCUUAAGAUAUUACUGGGGAAGCCUUCUUCCUUUCUGUACCAUAUUAAUUUGUUUUCUUGCCCAGUUCCGCCAAUGGUGGCAAUUGGUCUGUAACAUAAUGUCAUCAAAUGACCAUUUUAUCAUCAAUGGAACCAUUUCUUCCAGCCAAA